CGACUCAAAAUGCACCAGACCAAUACAUCAGCAGCAGCAUCCCUCUUUGCUCAUUCACACUCAAUCUUGGGCAUCAUUGAGUGAAAAAUGAAGCCAUCACAAAUUGCUUUGUGUGCACUGUUGGUUCUGCUUCUUGCAGAAGUACAAGUUUCAAUGGCAGUAACAUGCAGCCCAGUGCAACUGAGUUCAUGUGUGAGUGCAAUUACAUCUUCAUCUCCUCCUUCUAAGCUAUGCUGCUCCAAGAUCAAGGAACAAAAACCCUGUCUCUGUCAAUACCUCCAGAAUCCCAAUCUCAAAAAGUUUGUGAACUCUCCAAAUGCCAGGAAAGUUGCGAGCACUUGUGGAACUCCCUAUCCAAGGUGCUGAGUGUUCUUGCUGGAAGGAGGAGACUUUCUCUGCCUACAUACAGAUGCAAAGCUUGAUGCAUAGUGUUCUCUGAUAUUAGAAUAAAAAUACUAUCAUGUUUGGUGUGAUCUGUCAAUGUCAUCAUUUUGCUUCCCAGUAGUAAGUGAACUAGUCUUGAUGGAUGUGAAGCUGUGAUCAUAUUUAUUUCCAUUUAUGUUCCUUGGUGUGAGCUCAUCCUACUUAUAAUUCAAAGCAGUGUCAGAUCAUGUUUACUGAUUAAAA
Messenger RNA from Prosopis cineraria, 627 nucleotides. Its product is annotated as non-specific lipid-transfer protein 2. Gene Ontology annotation, biological process: lipid transport. The transcript has a single exon. The coding region runs from base 88 to 366 and encodes 92 amino acids. Lineage: Eukaryota; Viridiplantae; Streptophyta; Magnoliopsida; Fabales; Fabaceae. The record is from RefSeq and is a predicted model, not a curated record.